Messenger RNA from Myodes glareolus (Bank vole), 971 nucleotides. The record is from RefSeq and is a predicted model, not a curated record. NCBI's taxonomy places the organism in Eukaryota, Metazoa, Chordata, Mammalia, Rodentia, Cricetidae.
UCCCCAUCAGGGCAGAGCCCUUCCUGGGGAGUUUAGUUCUCAGGUUGACUUCAGCCCUCAGCUGUGGGCCACAACACACAGUCUGGAAGCCUGUGAGGAGAUCAAUGGAUCAGAGCUCACCCUCCGAGGCCCCUGGCCCGAGUUGGGAGAUGGAAGGUAGUAGCUUCAUCAACAGACCUCAGUUAAUGGCUCCCUGUCACCUGUGCAGUUUUAAGACCCAAUAUGAAAAACAGUUAGUUGGCUGAACCUUGAAUCUUCAGGUUGCAUACCUGUAUCAUAACACUGAGGAUGUCCACAGAAGAUAAGAACUCAGAGACGAUUCCCUUCGAACCUAUGUUCCUGACCUUCAAAAGACAUAAAGUGAUGAUUUCAAAUGCAAUAAAAAAGCCAUUUCCUUUUCUUGAGGUACUCCGUGACAGCUCUCUCAUCACUGAAAAAAUGUAUGAAGAUUUUAAAGAUUCCUGUACAAACCUGGUUCCUGUGCAAAAUGUGGUCUACAGAGCCCUGGAAGAACUGGAGAAGAAAUUUAAUGAGAAUUUUCUACCAGUAUUGUUCAGUCCUGUAAAUCUGAGUGAAUACCCUGAUUUGGAACCCAUUUCCGAAAACUUUGAUAAUGUCUUACCACAGAAUGAAUUGUGUUUCGAAGGAACUGAUAGAGGAGACCUGAACUCACAGCUCAGUCUUGAACAAGGCACAGCAUCUACCACACCCACCAAUGAAGAGGGACAGGCAAUUAUCCCAAGACCUCCUGCCAUGACUUCUAAGAGUAUUGUCUACUAAUUGUUUGUUUUCCAUCUCUGUGGCCUUAGGGAAAACCCAACAAGCCCAGAGUGAACAAAGAAGAACAUAACUGCCCCACGACCUUCUGCCUUGAUGUCUGAGGCCCUCAUCUGCAUAUUGUUAGUUGUUCAUCUCUGGCAUGUUAUAGUUUUAAAAUUCAGUGAUGAUAAUAAAAAGUGGAUUGUAUUAUA